ACCAUUGAUUCCGACGCUUUCCGGGAUCACAAAAGAUUCUCCGAGUGGUCAGUUGUCUUGAACUCGGACAUGGCUAUCGAAGUUGUAUCUGGUACGUCGACACCGCUGUCGGCAGCGGCAACGCUCAUAGGUACUCCCAUGGAGGACCUCAAGGGCUUGCCUAUCCAAGGAGCCAGCGUACUCAAUAAACCGGCAUCUCACAUCAUAGAACUUCUCGCGUCUCGUUCAGCUACCAGCUCUGCUGUCUACAUUUACGAUGUUGCUGAACAAGUAGGGUUCGGAACGCUGACUAAAACGUGGUCGUCGACCAUGGAGUCAACUGCGCCAGUCAUUAGCCUCCAGACAAGGGCAGGCGCCGGCCUUAGUCUCGUCGGACGGCUUUCCGCGGGGAGUAGCCAGGAUGUGGUGAAGGGAUCAGUCCUCACUGCUUACACUACACCCGCUGGGCUAGCCGCGAUGGCUCAAUCAUUGUCAUAUUUGCCCCCUGCUACAAGUAGCAGUAGGUUGAUUAUCCAGGUUCCGGCAGUCACUACUGUCGGUCCAAGCUUCACGCUCUCCCCUACGUUAGCAUCCCUCUCCGCAACUUUCUCCAUCCUUCCCGAUAAUAUUGUCGUCCUCUUGUCUGCUACCCCGCAGGAGUCCAUAGAUCUUGCCGCGCUUUCGUACAAGCUUACGUCUUCCCACGUUGUUCAUAUCUUCGAUCAUCACGGCAUCUCCCGCGAAAGUGGCCACGGUUUCGUCCCCACCCUUCCGCUGAAGGAGACUCCUGCUCUCGGCGUACCAGAACUCAUUCGAUGGUCUGGAUAUCAAUUCUUCGAUUAUGUCGGUGAUGUAAAUGCAGAGACGGUGGUUGUCUUGUUGAAUGGACCUUUGGCACUGAUGGCGAAGUCCAUUGCGACUCACACCAGCGGUCUUGGUGUUGUGGUUGUAAGAGUGUUGAGGCCAUGGGAUGGGGAUGCUUUUAAGCAAUGUCUCCCUGAUACUGUGAAGGAGGUUCACGUCUUCGACGACGUACCCAAUGAAGCCUGCCAAGGCAGCCUAUUCGUCGAUGUCUUUGGAUCACUAUACAGCCCUAACUCUCCGGGGCCGCUUGUGCGAGCUCAGCGGGUGACACCCACAAGGACCUCAUCCUUCCUGUCAGACCCCACUCAAUUUUCGACCCUCUUCACUGAACUCUCACACCAAGUUCGUGCUGUGCACCUAGACACCUCUCUGACUAGGAAGUUUCUCUUCUUCAGUACCCCAAAGUCCACCCUAUCUCCUCUCCCCCAGACUGUAGCAAACUCUUUUUCCAGUGCAAUCUCUGCUCGCCUCCUUACCGACCAUGACAUUUUCAGCAAAUCGGGAGGCGUCACCGCAGACAAGAUCGUGCUUUCUCCGCGCAGCGAGGGCACAGAAAUUCUUCCUAUGGCCGCAGCGUUUCCCGCAGGAACAGCAGACUUCAUUUGCGUCCUAGAAGCGAGUCUGCUGAAGUCCCACUCAUUACUCAACCAAGCCAAGUCUGGGGCAAUAGUACUCGUCGUUUCCUCGUGGUCCUCUGACCUACCAUCCAACCUACCCGCAGCUGUCUUGUCGACAGCGGUUGAGAAGAAACUCAGGAUUUUUACCAUAGACGCCAAAGCUAUCUCGUCUGGUUUUGGAGCGGAACCUGGGGAAGUUCAGGAAGCCGUGCAAAGAUUAUCUGUUUAUCUUGCAGUUCUAAGGCUUUACCUUGGGAAAGCGGUCAGCGAGCCUGCCGUUCGCAAGCUCGCAGAAGGUGUCGCAAGGGAGGCGGGCCAGGGUGGUCAGCUUGCGAAGAUUAGUGCUAGCUCUUGGGCUGCUCUCGAGGAGGUCGAAUUACACAUCCCUCCGGCAGUGGGCGAGGGUGAUGCAAAGCCUCCCCCUCCUCUCAAGCAGUUUGAGUUCAAUGCUAUCGCUGUGGAGACUGCUGAUGGACAGACUGUUAUCAAUGGCUCAAAAGUUUCUUCGUGGCAUGAUGCUGCCAAGCACCUUUUGUUCCCAUCCGUCUUCACACCUCCAACGCCCCCUUCGGAGGAAACUCAAGAGUACCUCCAGGAUCCUUCUCUGCGUCCAGAAGUACCAGAGCACACAUAUUUGGUGACUUGCACAGUCAAUCGCCGCUUAACUCCUCUGGACUACGAUAGGAAUGUCUUCCACCUGGAGUUCGACACGGAGGGCACCGGCCUCAAGUACGCUAUUGGAGAAGCCUUGGGCGUGCAUGGGUGGAAUGAUGAACAAGAAGUCCUUGAUUUCUGUGAAUGGUAUGGCGUCGAUCCCGACCGAUUGAUCACCAUCCCGGUGGCUGCAAACGAAGGGAAGAUGUAUACUCGCACUACCUUCCAGGCGCUUCAGCAGCAAACCGACCUCUUUGGCCGGCCGCCGAAGUCGUUUUACGCUGAGCUUGCUGCAUAUGCCACUAGCCCUGCCGACAGGCUGGCGCUUCAAUUCAUCGGCGCACCAGAAGGGUCAUCUACCUUCAAAAAACUCGGAGAGAAAGAUACUGUUACAUUCGCAGAGAUCUUGCAGCGAUAUCCUAGUGCAAAGCCAGGCAUUGAGACUCUAUGCGAGAUGAUCGGAGACAUCAAACCCAGACACUACAGUAUUGCAAGCGCGCAGAGUGCGGUUGGCAAUCGAGUCGAUUUGUUAGUGGUCACCGUGGAGUGGACCGCGCCAAAUGGCACCCCUCAUUAUGGACAGUGUACUAGGUACCUAGCUAGUCUCAAAGUUGGGCAGAAGGUUACCGUUUCCAUCAAACCUAGUGUUAUGAAGCUCCCACCGGACAAUAUGCAGCCCAUCAUCAUGGCAGGUCUUGGCACUGGAGCUGCUCCCUUCCGCGCCUUUCUACAGCAUCGCGCUCUGCUCGCUCAACAAGGCAUCCCUGUGGGGCCCACCUACUAUUACUUCGGUUCUCGACAUCGGCACCAAGAAUACCUUUAUGGUGAAGAGAUGGAAGCGUAUAUCCUGGAUGGCACGAUCACAAAAGCUGGACUUGCAUUCUCUCGAGAUGGACCCAAAAAGGUGUACAUCCAGCACCUCAUGCUCGAGGACGCUGCCGAUCUCGCAUCCUUGUUGAAGAACCAGGCGGGGGUGUUCUACCUCUGUGGCCCAACGUGGCCAGUACCCGACGUGUACGAAGCGCUUGUAGGUGCGUUGGUUAAGAACGAGGGCCAUACCCCAGAGAGCGCGGGGGAAUUCUUGAUGAGUCUCAAGGAAGAAGAACGUUAUGUUCUAGAAGUGUAUUAGAUGGCUACAUCACAUGCAGCCUAAGUAUGAUCAUCAUGUCAUCGCCCUCAUCAGGUGCCAUCUCUCAUAUAUAUGCACGCAUAAAGAGCAUUCCUAGUACCCCGCUAUGUGAUUUUCGUGCAAUGUAAUAGUGCACCUCCUAAUGUGUUUGCUCUUUGCUUCCAUCAUGUCUUCAAACCUUGUUCCUUCCACGGUAUUCAAAAUGCUUCC
Molecule: messenger RNA, 3453 nt
Organism: Suillus clintonianus
Lineage: Eukaryota; Fungi; Basidiomycota; Agaricomycetes; Boletales; Suillaceae
Exons: 3
Coding region: 70-3243 (1057 amino acids)
Cellular component (GO): cytosol
Molecular function (GO): flavin adenine dinucleotide binding; sulfite reductase (NADPH) activity; FMN binding
Source: RefSeq, a predicted model, not a curated record